UGUCUAUAUACAGAUGUAUGUAUAUAUACAUAACUGUGAUUCGUUAAGAAUCUUUCAUUAUUGUUAAUUUUUAUACAAUGCCACCGAAGAAAGCUGGUCCUAGUGGUACCAAAGCUGGAAAGUCUAAAGGUGGCGGCGGUGGUGAUGAAGAUAAAGGGAAAGGAGAAAAGAAAGGAGGAACUGCUGUUAAGGUUCGUCACAUUCUUUGUGAAAAACAAUCUAAAAUUCUUGAAGCUAUGGAAAAGCUGAAAGCUGGACAAAAAUUCAAUGAAGUUGCUACAGCAUAUAGUGAGGACAAAGCAAGAUCUGGUGGUGAUCUUGGAUGGAUGACAAGAGGCUCUAUGGUAGGACCAUUCCAAGAAGCAGCUUUUGCAUUACCUGUAUCUAGUCUUGGCUCACCAGUCUAUACAGAUCCACCAGUCAAAACAAAAUUUGGCUAUCACAUAAUCAUGGUCGAAGGAAAAAAAUGAUUAGUUAGGUAUAUAUUUUAUGAACUUUGUUUAAUAAAGAUAUUUUUUUCUUGUAUACAAAAAAAGAGUCAGUACUUGUACAAUGCUUGUUGUCACUUGUCACUGCAUA
Molecule: messenger RNA, 579 nt
Organism: Phymastichus coffea
Lineage: Eukaryota; Metazoa; Arthropoda; Insecta; Hymenoptera; Eulophidae
Product: peptidyl-prolyl cis-trans isomerase NIMA-interacting 4
Exons: 3
Coding region: 78-470 (130 amino acids)
Biological process (GO): rRNA processing
Molecular function (GO): peptidyl-prolyl cis-trans isomerase activity; DNA binding
Source: RefSeq, a predicted model, not a curated record